Cinara cedri is the source of this 3814-nucleotide messenger RNA. NCBI's taxonomy places the organism in Eukaryota, Metazoa, Arthropoda, Insecta, Hemiptera, Aphididae. The record is from the annotation of a GenBank genome assembly.
AUGAACAGACAAGAUGCCAAUACUGAAGAUCUUUCACGUGUUAUACCUGAUCGCAUUCAAGGUGCUAGCAUGAUUUGCUUACCAAAGAUCACUAAUGAUGAUUAUGAAAAAGAUGUCAAAAGUUCAGUUUUGUUAGCUAAGUACUAUUGUGAUAAUGCAAUGGUUAUUAGCCACAAUAGUAGAAUAAAUAUGAAACAAAAAGAGGAAACGAUUGUUUAUGAUCUAGAAAACGUAGAUGAAGGAAUCAUUGUUGGAAGUAAUCAAUGGAACAAUAAAUUUCUAAUUUAUUCAGGUGAGGAAAGAAUAACCGGUGGUGAUAAUAUAGAAAAUAGGUAUGUUCUUGUAAAUAACCCAAGCUUUUUAGGUAAGAUUAUUGGAGGAAAGAACUCUACUAAUAUACUUGAUUUAAGCCAAUUGAAAGAUGAAGUGAUAGGAGUAAAUGUUAACUAUAGUUUAAAAUCAAAUGCCUCUGGGUCAUUAAGAGUAGAAGUAAAUGGCCAUGGGUUAACUAAUGAUCAAAUUAAUAAUGAAGGGAUCUUUAAUUAUCACUAUGUUGGAAGAAAGGACAAGUUAGAUAAGGUUUUGUGCAUGGGUUAUUCUGAGCAUUUUAAAGGAAAUGAAGAUCGUGAUAUUAUCAUAGAUAGUAGAGGUGGUUCUAAUGAUAAUGAGAGGGAUGUAAUUGAAGGAUGUAAAAAAGUAAUUGUUUCACCUUAUACCACAGUUAAGGGUGGAAAAAGCAAUUACACUUUUUACGUAAAAACUGCAGGCUAUAAAGGUAAGAAUUUACAUUCAGAAAUCAAUGUAGAUGGAAUAGGAAGUGUAGUGUUUCCGGAAUUUGAUUUAUUAGAUGAUUGCGAUCAAAUCACGUACUCUAGAAGCAGUAAUACUUUAUCUUUAAAAAUGAGUUUUGGUCAAAAUAAUAAAUUUACUCUUGAUAUAAGAAAUUACGUUGAGGAAAGCAGUAAUAGACCUCACUUUCUGCUAAUAGACAAAAAUGGUAGUAAUAUUGUUCCUAAGAUUGAAAGAUCAGACACAUCAACUAUAAGGAUUAACUCAUUUGAAUUACAUUCAGAGCAUUCUCUAGAUAAAUUUGAUGAUGUUGAAAACCAUUAUAAAAAAAUUCUCAAUAAUAAUAAGAACUAUAACAUUUUGGGUGUUAUAAGAGAUAAAGCACAAAGCAAUAAGAAAGUUGAACUUCAACAUGUGGUAUUUGGUUCUGCAGGAAAUGAUAUAAUAAAUUUUGAUCAUGGUACCAUGGUGGCAAAAGGUGGAAAUGGAAGUGAUAUGUAUGUUAUUGAUAGUAACAUAGAGAGAAGAGAGAUUAUUAUAGAUAACAAUUCAGAUGAUAAAAAAUUAGAUAUGUUAGUUAUGCCAGAAGUUCCUGAGGAGUUUUCAAUUCAACAGUGUAACUUGCAUUUAAACUACAAUAAUACUCGUAUUCAAGUAAGGAAUUAUCUUCAGGGUAACAGCUAUAGGCAUCUUAUGGUUAUGAACAGCAAAGGGGAAACCUUUAUUCCUUAUGUACAAUCAAUGUUGUGUGUUGGCUCUCCUAUAGAAAAUGGUAAAUUAGUUCCUUUUUUCCACACUACACAAACUCAGAAUAUGUUUUUGUUGCCUAAGGAUUUUCAAGGUGAUCAUGUAGUGAUAGAUUCUAAUCUUGAAGAUAUCGAGAAAUAUAAAGAUGAAGAUGAUCUCUUAUUAAUAAGAGAAAGAGGAAUUCCUUUUGUGACUAGAAUAGAAGAUUUUUAUAAUGAUCAAAGUAAAUGGAGAGAUGUUAAAUUUCUUCUGUGGAGCAAUGGUAAUUUUUUCCCAUAUUUAGGUUUACAGCAAGAGGUUGAUGGAAUAAUGGAGUAUAAAGAUAAACUUAAGAAUGAUUAUGAAAAAGUUAUAAAAGAAUAUGUUAUAGAUUUCACUAAGUCUGUAAGUAUCACACAUAAUCAAGAUGGCACUUUAACUUCGGUGGGGCAAGAUGAAGAACGCAUAGGAGUAGUGAUAUUAAAAGAUAUUACUCCAGAUCGGAUUAGGGUUUCCAGUAGUAAUACAGAUUUGGUGUUUUUCGACGAAGUAUCUAGCCAUGUAAUCAAUAUAAAAAAUUGGGAUAAUUCGGAGUCUUAUAGAAUUGCUACAUUGGAAUUUGAUGUAGGGUUAGAAGCAAUAAUAAUCCGGAGAUUAGACAGGUUUAGUUUGUCUAAUAUAGCAGAAAUACAAGAUCUGAUUAAUAAAGCUUCAGAGAUUUGCCAAAAGAAGGCUGGAUGCGAAGCUAACAUUGAAGCUAAAAAUAACGAUGGCCAAACACAAUUUCAUGUUGCUGCUCAAGAAGGCAAAUUGCGUUCUAUCAGGUUUCUUAUAGGUAAAUAUGCAGAACCUGAUGAAUUAGUAAAAGCAGUCCGCCAAAGAGAAAGAUUAAAGUCUCUCAUAAAUGAAAAAGAUAAGUUUGGUUAUACACCGCUGCAAUAUGCUGCUAAAAAUGGUAAGUGGGAUAUAGUCAAUCUUUUCCUUGAUAAAACUGCUGAAAGAAAUCCAGAUGAUGUUGCAAACAAGGAUCGAUUCUCAAUAAGCUGGAGCACUAUCCACUAUGGUGUUUACAAUGGUGAUGUGAAUCUACUUAAUGAUAUAUUUCAAAUUCUUUCAGAUAAAGGCACUAUCAUUAAUACUAAAGACAGUAGUGAUUGGACACCUCUACACUAUGCUGUAUAUUACAAUGCUCUAGAUGUGGUAAAAUUUCUUGUGAACAAAGGUUCUGAUAUCAAUGCUAAAAACAAGGAUGAUAAAACGCCGCUAGAUAUUGCGAAAGACAAGGGGCACAAUAAUAUUGUGGAAUAUUUAGAAAAAAAGCUCAGGGAAGAAAGAGGAAAACCUGUACAACGCAAACGCCGUUAUCACCAUGUGGAUCAUAGUCAUCAUCACUCAUCACAACAGCCUCUUACUAUAGAUGUAAGUAAUCAACCUGAGAUAGCAGCAAGCAGUACAACAAGACCAUCUUCAUGGAUAAAUGACUUAUUUAGUUGGGUAAAAAGCUCUGUAGGUGGGUUAUUUCAUUCUAGAGCUGUUUUAGUUGAUGCACCAAUAGAUGUAAAUGGUACAAUAAUGUUACUUGACGUGCUCAUUAGAAAGGUUACGGGUCAAAAAUACAUAUCUUCAGUAGAUCAAGCUACAUCUUUAUUAGAAGCGCAGAAUUAUGCACUAAAUAUUACAAAUGAAUUUGAGAAAGUAGUAAAGCAAGCUGCAUCAAAAAGUGAAAUAUCAAUACAUCGAUUAAAUAUUAAUUUCAUGAAAAUACAUGAUGAGAUUACAGAAGAAAUUAUAGGUGGUAAGUUUAAUGAGAUUUCAGGAAUUUUAAAAUCACAUAUAGAGAAAGCAUGUCCUGAUAGAGAAGCAGGAUAUCCUGGUAAGUUAAGUCCAAAGAAGUUUGAUAAAUUUAAGGAUGAACUUAAUAAGGGACUAGAUGCGACACUAAAGCAAGAGAUAUUACAUAGCAGAGAUAGUAAAUUAGAAGUUAGUAAUGUAAAAGGAAGCUUGAAGCCUAGGAGUGACUUAAAUAAUACUUGCAUUCAAGGUCAUUUAACUCAAGCUAGGAAUGUAAGGCUAGGAUAAUUACUUUAAAUUUUGAAUCUCAUCUACAGAAAGGCCGGUGAUUUUAGAGAUAACAUCAAUAGACACGUCGGCCUUAAGUGUAUAGUCCAGAGAUACAGCUAGAUAAUGCAGCAAAUAGUUAACAGUAGUAAUCAGGCAAAGUAUGGCUAACGAAGAUAAUAAAAUACCUCCAUCUUUACUUAACAGAAUUGCUGUAGAAUCUGUAAAUAAUAAGAAAGGG